CAACCACUUUUUUUUAUCUGAAGAAUCAGAGUAACAACAGUUUCUGAUGUUAAUGUCAGUGCGGAAUAUAUUUGAAAAUGGCUAUUAUGUGGGAUUUUCCAUUUUGAGUCUUUAAUAUUUUUGUUAUAAUAACAUUUCGAUAAUGGCCUUAACUUAUGUUCGAACUUUGUAUUUAAAGUUUCUUAGCUCAUUGUAUGAUUCACCUGUGACGCUAAAAUGGUAUCUUAGUUCUCUAUAUUGUUAUCUAUAUAGAGCAGUUAAUACCUGCUAUAUAAUGCAAGCAGUUUAUUCGUUUUAUUACAGUUUAUUGUCUUUUCUGUUAGAUGAUCGGCAAAAAUUAGAAUGGAAAACUCAUUGGCAAAGUCCUGUAUGCCAGGAUAUUCUAAAAAGAAAAUAUUUCUUAAAUCGUUCAAAGCACUCGUUAUCUUGGGCGUUAUUUUAUUUCACAGUUGCAUCAUUGUUAUAUGUUGAAAUGAAAAAUAAUAUUAUUACGUUUCAUUUUGUAAAAUAUUCAUCAUCAUUAUGGUAUGUUGAAAUUCUGUUAUUGCUCCUCUUUUCUAUAAAUGCUACUAUAUCUUUAAUAUGGUACUUCUGGUCAUUGUUUUCAAAACCUAUGCCUAUAACACCUGAGCAACAGAAGCUUUUUCGGAUCAGUGAAAACGAUCCUGGCUUCAAGGUUAAGAAGCAUUGUGAUAAUGUAUCCGAUUCUGUGAAGUCCGAGAGGUUACAGUUUAUGUCUUGGCGCAACUCCUUUGAUAAUAGCAGUUCACCAACUUUUUCAACUACACCCCUGAAUUAUUCUUAUAGCAGCUGGAGUAGUACAUCUGGUGGAUCCCCUAAUUUAGAUACAACAAGUUCAUCUUGGAAUUAUUAUCGUGCUUCUUCGCCUGUCAGCUUUGCAUCCACACCCAAGUUAUCCGCUGGAGAUAGGUCUCUCCUUCGAAGACUGAACUAUUCUGAUGACUUAGAAUCAUCUAUUGAUCGUCCAAUAAAAAAUAAAAGACAGUUAGAAGAAUAUCUGAAAGUUUAUGAGGAGGAAGACAAAAAAAGAAAAUCAAUAUCUUUUGAAGAAUCUAAACCUUUUAUGACAAAAAUGACAACUGUUGAUAACAGUCCAAUGUCUGUCUUAAGCAAAUGUCGUUAUCAGCGAGCCUAUCGACUACCUCACUUAGAAACAACUGAAGAUGACUCAUCUGAAAUACAUUGUGGGGAUAAUGUACUUCAUAAACUGAAGAUAACUGAAAAGAUGUUAACUGUGUGGUGUGAACGUAUGCGUAAGUGGAUAUGUCAAACAAUUUUAGUGAAGCUUGUAAAUGAAAUUGAUGAUAUUAAUGUAACAUUGAUUGAGAUUGGUUUGCCGGAAUUUCAGAUUGGCAAUGUUAGUUUAUUUGCACUGCAUCAGAUUGCAACUACUAAGUCUCAGCACUUACCUACUCUAUCAUCUGUCUUGCCUUAUGUAGACAUGCAUUCAAAUCAAGAAUAUUUAGUAAGGCGUCUGAAAGAUCUUGCACAUGGUGGUUGCAUGGGAGAUUUCAAGUGGAAUUCUGGUGGUAAUUAUGAAGACAAGCAGUGGUGUGAUGAUUUGCCGACAGAUUCUGCUCUAGUGAUGCAUGUUUUAUGUUGUUACUUUGAUGCACACUUGCCUCCAGAUCCUCAUUUCCCCGAUGGCAAACCAUUUUCUUCAAAGUACUUCAAAAAGAUACCUGAGAAAGUAGUCUUAGCAAAAGAUUUAACAUAUAUUUACCAAUCUAGUGCAAAUCCUCCUCAUUUCAAAGUCGUUAUUGGAGAAGAACUUUAUACAUUGCCAAAAGGUCGGAACAACAUGUUUUGUGCUUUAAUAAUUUUUUUGCAUUACAUGAAAACCAAAGAAUGUGGAAUGCUAGGACGAGUUAAUUUAGGGCCAUCUGGUUUGAAUAUCCUUUGGAUAUUGGACUGAUCAAAUUUUAGUACAAAUUAUAAAUGCAUCCAUCUUUUACUCUGAGAUAUCUCUGACACUGAUAAUUUUGCAUUUACUUAAUGACGUUAUUAGUACUUAAAAUGGAAAGAUCUUUUAAUAUAUAGAUCAGGUUAUUAACUUUUUUUACUUUGUUUUUGUCAUCAAUUAAAAUAUCCAGUAAUAAUGAAAUAUCCUUGAUGAUUUGUUAUUUAUCUAUUUUGUAAUUCAUUUUAGACAUAAUUAAUAGCUUAAAAUAUUAUAGAUAAUAUGGAUUUUAUAAAAUCAAUUUAUAUGCUUCUUAUACUAUAUGCUGUCACAUAGUUAUUCAUCAUAAAUUACUUUCUUAUAUAUAUAAUUUGUAAAUAUGUCAAACUAUAUUAUGUAAAAAUAUAUUAAUUCCAUUGACAUUAUUAAAAUGUGGUUAAUUGUUUCUAAUUUUGCUAAUUGCACAUGGUUCAUUUGAAGUUCAUGUGAUUUUUAUCAUUAUUUGACAUGAGUUAUUUUUAAAUCUGUUGAGCUUUUCUUGAAUAUAUGUAUCUUAAAUCUCAAAGUUUCUUAUUGAACAAAAUAUAAGGAUCUUGAAUGGAAAUUGACUGGUGUAUCUGAAAUAUUUUUUUAAUUCUGAUGCAUAUCUCAUUUUCAUCGGAGACAUGUAAUAUGCAAUAUAAGAAAAGGAAAUUGCAUUUAUAUGCUCUUAAUUUCUGGAAAGUAAGAGUUGUACAUCUUUAAAGAAGUUGAAACUAUUUAAAUUUAGUAAUCUUUUAUUUGGAAUAUUCCAUUAUUGAUCACUAUGUAGUAAACCGAGCAAGUAAUAAUUUACUGACAUAAGAUAUUCAGCCAAUCAUUUCUACAUUUUGAAUGUUAUACUUUAUGGAUGUAUUAAGUAAUUCUAUGCAUCUAUUUUAGUACAUUGUUUUUUAUUGUUUUUCCUCUGUGUUGCGUAGCUAUAUGUUUCUACUUUAAUAUAAAAUUCACAUUGGAAGUGAUAUUAUUAAAAAGAGUAUUAGUAAAAGUGAAUUGUAAAAAUAAGAAUUUCAUGUUUCUCUGUAUAAUUAUAUUAUCUUUUUUUUUUCAUGUAAUUGGCAGUUCUAUAUUAUUAGUAAAUUUAUCUAUAUAAAAUUGAAUGUUUUUAUUUUUUUAGCAGUUCCACAUUCAUUGAAAAAUCCUUAUGGGGGGGGAAAUGACAGACCCCACUAAAGUGCUUAUAACAUUUUUCUGUCAUAAUUUUGGAAUGUAUUACUGUAUAAUUUCUAUAUUGUAUUGAAAUUUUAAAUAUUAGACUUUUAGUGACAUAUAUCCCACUUUUGUAAUAUUAGUCUCUGAUUUUUUUUGUUGGUUUUUUACAGAUAAAUUAAAGAAAGUUUGUUACAA
Messenger RNA from Argiope bruennichi, 3307 nucleotides. Its product is annotated as transmembrane protein 209-like. The coding region runs from base 143 to 1936 and encodes 597 amino acids. Gene Ontology annotation, cellular component: membrane. The record is from RefSeq and is a predicted model, not a curated record. Lineage: Eukaryota; Metazoa; Arthropoda; Arachnida; Araneae; Araneidae. The transcript has a single exon.